Messenger RNA from Drosophila nasuta, 744 nucleotides. RefSeq names its product ribosomal protein S24 (gene RpS24). The coding region runs from base 147 to 545 and encodes 132 amino acids. NCBI's taxonomy places the organism in Eukaryota, Metazoa, Arthropoda, Insecta, Diptera, Drosophilidae. The transcript is spliced from 2 exons. Gene Ontology annotation, cellular component: ribosome. The record is from RefSeq and is a predicted model, not a curated record. Gene Ontology annotation, molecular function: structural constituent of ribosome. Gene Ontology annotation, biological process: translation.
CAAAUAUCGAACGACGAAUACAACACUGGAAAAAAGUGCUGCCAAGUCGUGCGCAAUCGACGGUGGCCAUCUUCCUUUCUAAAGAAUCGCGUUCGCACAGCAGACGUGUUUAAAACCUUUUCAAGUGUUUUAAAAGCUCCGCCAAUAUGUCGACUGGUACAACUGCCACAAUCCGCACCCGCAAGUUCAUGACGAACCGUCUGCUUGCCCGCAAACAAAUGGUGUGUGAUGUGCUCCACCCCGGCCUCUCGUCGGUCAACAAGACGGAGAUUCGUGAGAAGCUCGCUGCCAUGUACAAGGUGACCCCCGAUGUUGUGUUCGCCUUCGGUUUCCGCACAAACUUCGGCGGUGGCCGUUCCACAGGCUUUGCCCUCAUCUACGACACCCUGGACUUUGCCAAGAAGUUCGAGCCCAAAUACCGUUUGGCCCGUCAUGGUCUCUUCGAGCAGAAGAAGCAGACACGCAAGCAGCGCAAGGAACGUCGCAACAGAAUGAAGAAGGUCCGUGGUACCGCCAAGGCCAAGAUUGGUACUGGCAAGAAGUAAAUGAAGCCCUACUAGAGAAAUCCAGAUUGUGUGUGUGUGUUGCUGGUGGCGCGCACCAACAAUUCCAAAAGCUACUGGUUUAUGUGCUACGUUUUUUUGCUUUUAUAAAUUAAACGACAACACACAAAUCGGUUGUUUACUUUUGGAGCGGCUUUUGUUUUGAUAUGCUUAAGAAAAUAAAACUCUAAAAGUAAAUGUA